ACGGGCCAGGGGCAGCAGUGUCUCUUUGGCAAUCACAGUGAGCAGAGGACACUGAGCAGGACCAGACAACCUUGAGAGGAGAUAAAGAGAAGCAGGAAGAGAAAGCAGAUCAAGCAGAAACAGCAGACGUUUAAGUGGUAGCAGGAGAUAGUUUAAGCAGGCAAGCAGACAGCAAGCACAGCCUUCAUUGAUACAGCCUUGAGGACCUAGCGCCAUGGUGUCCCCGGCAGACAGGCUCACCCACGCCCUCACAGAAACCGCCCCGCCGCCCGUACCCGAAGGCAUGGCGUGCGUGGGCGUGGCGCGGCGCAGCAGCAGCGUGGCGGCGCGCGGCGAGGGCCUCCGCGUGGUGCCCGUGCGUCGCAGUAGCAGCGCGCGCAGCACCGCCAGCUGCUGCCUGAGGCGUAAGGGCAGCACGCGCAGCACCGCCAGCAGGUCCAGCACCUCCAGCUCCUGCGGCUAUUGCCUCAGCAGGAUCGGCGCCGCGCCCUCUCGCAAGACCUCCUCCGCCAGCAACGGCAGCGGCAAGGCGCGCCACCACCACCACCGCGGCCAGCAGGGCGCGCACCGCGACAAGCAAGACAAGCAGAAGGAGCAGCAGGAGAAGCAGAAGGACCAGCAGAAGGAGCAGAAGGAGAAAAAAGAACAGCCGGCCCAGCAGGAGCAGCAGGGCCAGCAGGGUCGGCGCCGGUCGUCGGGCAGCGGGCUGCCGUGGGCCGAGUGUCGGCGACGCCUGGGCCAGCACCCGCACCUGUGCCUGGACGACGCCGAGGAGGCCGAGGAGGCGGCGGCGGCGGCGGCGGCGGACGAGGAGUGCCUGACGGCCAUGAUGGGGCGGCGCGGCGCGGGCGAGGCGGCGGCCAAGGCGGCGGCGCGGCAGGUGAGCGCGGCGCUGCGGCACGUGCACGCGGCGGGUCUCGUGCACCGCGACGUGCGGCCCGAGCACGUGCUGGUGGAGGGGCGGCGGCCGCUGCUGCUGCGGCUGGCGGGGCUACGGCGCGCCGCAGAGCAGGGCGCCAUGGUGCGGCGCGGCGCGGCGGACGAGGCGUGGCUGCCGCCCGAGGUGCUGGCGCUGCUGCCCGCCGAGGGCUACGCCGCCUCGCCCGUGCAGGACGCCUGGCAGCUGGGCCUGCUGCUGGUGGCCUGCCUGACGGGGGCGCUGCCCUGGGCCGCCGCGGACCCCGCCGACCCACACUACGCCGCCUGGGCCGCCUGGGCGCGCAGGCAGUCCACGCGCCUGCCGCCGCGCUUCCGCGCCUUCUCUCCGCGUUUCCUGCGCCUGCUGCGCCGCCUGCUGCAGCCGCGCCCCGAGCUGCGCGGCGGCGCGCGGGAGGUGGACAAGUACCUGCAGGACGCGUGGCUGGCGGCCCCGGCGGACAAGGGCCCCGCGGCGGGUGGGCUGCGGCGCCGCGUGGGCGCCGUGAUGGCUUCGCUGGCAAGGCUGCUGGGGCCCGCCGCCCCCGCCCCCACUUCCCACAGGGUGUCCUUCGACGACGAUCCCCGCGACUCCCCUGAGCUGCUGCCCGCCUGAGACCGCCCCGCCCCUCCCCCCUGAACCCCAGCCCCGGGGUGAUGACCGCCCCAAUGGACGCCAGGAGUGCCCCGCCCCGGGCCCCGCUACGGCCCGGCGCCGCCCAUACACGCCCCAAGGCGUUGGGCACGGCGGCGGCGCGCACCACCACCGUGUGGUGACCUGGUGACCAUCACCCCUCACCUGCCCUCACCACCACCGCCACCACCACCUGCUGUACUGUCAGGCUCCCGGAGCUGCCUGGUGCGGCCCAGCGGCCUCCCGCAGCCUCCUCGCGUCCUUAUGUUCCCAAGUACCGAGAGAACUAACACUCACCCGCUCCUCAGCCUCGGCCUGCCCGGCGCUGCCUCGGCCUGCACGCGGCCUGCAAGGGAAGAUAAACCUGGUUAGGAAGAAGGGCAGGGCAGCAACACCAGAGAACACAACACACCGCCGCUAUGAUGAUGGCACGGAGGCACGGGAAUGUUGCGCCAAUACUGAAUAACACUACUUGGUUGUUGCGGCAAUACAUACUACACGACACUGUUGUAGUGUGUCACCGCCGCCGCGCCGCUGUGACGGCGCGGCGGCGGUGCGGGAAUGAUGCAUGAAUAAAAGAUGACUGUUCUA
This is a messenger RNA of Eriocheir sinensis (Chinese mitten crab), 2140 nucleotides long. Its product is annotated as serine/threonine-protein kinase pkn3-like. The transcript is spliced from 2 exons. Lineage: Eukaryota; Metazoa; Arthropoda; Malacostraca; Decapoda; Varunidae. The record is from RefSeq and is a predicted model, not a curated record. Gene Ontology annotation, molecular function: ATP binding; protein serine/threonine kinase activity. Gene Ontology annotation, biological process: peptidyl-threonine phosphorylation; peptidyl-serine phosphorylation. Bases 215 to 1531 code for a protein of 438 amino acids.